This is a messenger RNA of Helianthus annuus (common sunflower), 795 nucleotides long. RefSeq lists its product as uncharacterized. The coding region runs from base 1 to 795 and encodes 264 amino acids. The record is from RefSeq and is a predicted model, not a curated record. NCBI's taxonomy places the organism in Eukaryota, Viridiplantae, Streptophyta, Magnoliopsida, Asterales, Asteraceae. The transcript has 3 exons.
AUGGAAGAGGUUUUAUUAUUAAAAGAAGAAAUGGAAGGUAUAGAUGCCAUUAGAGAUAACUGUGAUUUGUCUGAAGAGGAACUUUGGGUGUGGGAUGAGACUCGAAGACGGUUGAAAGAGUUGCAAGAUUUAUUGGACAAAGAUAUACAGCAAAAAGCUAGAUGCAAAUGGGCGGCAGAUGGGGAUGAUAACACAAAAUUUUUUCAUGGAUUGAUUAAUAAAAGAAAGGCUUCUAACAGUAUACCGGGAUUGACGAUUAAUGGAUAUUGGGAAACGAGACCGUCUAAAGUCAAAAAAGAGGUAUUUCGUUUUUUCAAGGAAAAAUACGUUGAGGAUAUGCCGAGUAGACCAAAAUUGAGAGGUUAUAAUUUAAAGAGAUUGUCUGAAGACGAAGCGGCUUCAUUAGUCGCUCCUUUUUCUGAUACUGAAGUUAAGCAGGCAUUGUUUGGGUGUGGAAGUGACAAGGCUCCAGGGCCCGAUGGUAAUAUUAGCCGAGGAGUGGGUUCGUCAUUUAUAACACUCAUUCCCAAAUCUUCGACUCCGUCUGGCUUAGGAGAUUACCGUCCGAUUACUCUUAUUGGUGUUACCAGUAAGUGUGAUUAUAGCUUGGGCGAAGCAAAUGGGGAAGAGAUGUUCAUUUUUAAAAUAUAUUUUCAAAAGGCGUAUGACAAUGUUCAUUGGGGUUUCCUUAUUGAGAUGCUUCGUCAGUUGGGUUUUCCUGAGCUUUGGUGUUUAUGGGUGGAGGGUAUUCUAAAUUCAGCGUGCUUUGGUGUUUAUGGGUGGAGGGUAUUCUAA